Molecule: messenger RNA, 2543 nt
Organism: Drosophila virilis
Lineage: Eukaryota; Metazoa; Arthropoda; Insecta; Diptera; Drosophilidae
Gene: Teh4
Product: tipE homolog 4
Biological process (GO): regulation of sodium ion transport
Cellular component (GO): plasma membrane
Molecular function (GO): sodium channel regulator activity
Source: RefSeq, a predicted model, not a curated record
UUGACACAAAAUUGGGACAAAUAAAGGCGACGCCAGGUAAACAACUGAAGCCCAGCCCAACCCUGCGUCAAAUCACCUUGAAAAACGACAAAGGACUAAAGGUAGGCGACAUUUUAUAGGCAACAAGUCGUAAAUCUUAGAUUGCAGACCGGCUGAAGCUUGAGCAUGGCGCGUCGCAAGGACAAGCCGCGCCUGAUACCCGAGCAGGACAAGCGCAUCUGUCGCGCCAUUUGCCUCUGCCAGCUGACCAUGGUGCUGUCCUGCGUCUCCAUUGUCUAUCUCAGCGUGGCCAUAUACUCGCCCUCCCUCAAAGCCUUCAAGUCGGGCUUCGAGCUGGAUCCGGUCAUGUGCCAGACUGUCGACCGUCAGAUGCCCAACAAUUGCCCCUGGGCCUCGUGCGGCGAAUGGUGUCUGACCCGCACCAGCGGCUUCUGUCCGCAAAUCCAUUCGAUAGUGCGACGCAACGGCACCGAUAUACAGCUCAACAACUGCACCCGGGUGACCAACACCUCCUGCGCCAUGAUUGACCUGAAUCGCCUGAACAAGUUUAACUGCAACAAUGGCACCGUUUGCAACAACAUUCGCGGCGUCUUCAACUGCUCGAAUGGCCACUGCAAGAACAUGUCCGAGUUCUUUUUGUGCCAUCACAAGCCGGAUGGGCCUGUCAUCAACUCGGCCAAGGAUAACACCAAGCUGAAUGGCUUCUUCGAAUGCCACGGCGUGCACUGCACCAAGAUCAAGCGACCCUUCAGCUGCGAUCGCUACUGUUCCCGCAUAACCACCGCCAACAUCAACACGCUCAUCAUGCACGAGGACAAUGUUAUUGCGGCGGACUGCGAGAACGCGGUGGCCUUCAAUGAGGCGCGCGGCAAGGAGCACGGCGUACGCAUCGAACCCACGGAAUUCUGGAAGGAGGACGACGGCAACCUGUUGACCAACUGUGCCACAGUUACACGCGAAUCGGACAAUCGCAUCACCGCCACGGAUUGCCUGAAUGGGACUCUGCUGGAGCACGAUGCGCUGCCGGCGCCAUUCAUGAACUUCACACAGUUCUGGGCCAUCUAUGAUAAUAGCACGCAUGCCGUCGAUCCGGAGCAAAAGUUUCUGCCCAACCAGGCCAAUCUGACCAUCUACAGCUGGAAGAAGCUGUUCAUCAAUCUCGAGGGCUGCGUCAACACGCUGCGCGGCGAGUGCAAGGACUUCGUGGCGCGCUAUGGCAACGAUGGCGACAACAACACGGCCCAGUCACGCUAUCAAUGCUACUACAACAAGGAUACAAAUGUGGAAUUUGUGGUCGCACGCUACGAUCUGGAUAAGGUGUAUCGCGAGUUGGUCGUCUCGCUGAUUGUGCCCAUUGUGCUGUUUGUCAUUUCCUCCAUAUCGUUGUGCGUCAUUACCAAGUCCGUCAAGGUGGGCGACGAUGCCAAGAUGCGUUGUGUCUGCGCUGGCGAUGAUUCGGAUGAUGAUGGCUUUGGCAAUGCAGCUGCUGCCAAGCAACCGGAACAGGUCUAUGAUACGGACGACGAUGUGGUCGACCUGGAGCAGCAGGCUGUCGAGCUGGAUGUGGCAGCGGAGCCAGCACAUCCAUUCGAUACGCAGGAAAUGAUUGGCAGCACCAAGUCCUUAAUACCGCUGAGUCCCACCGAGCAGCAGUCGACGGAGGAUCAGGACGAGAAGGCCGCCAAGUGUGAUGUGCCCGAAAAGCCGCUGGUUAUACUCUAAACAAUGCCCAGGCUGGCCAAAAAUUUAGCUCAGGAUAUUUGCUUACAACUACACAAUUUAUAUAGAAACUCUACCAAAUCUUUAGGGACCUGUGCAGUGUACAAUGUUAACUGAACUUAUUUUUCGAACUCUGCGCUAUUUAUCUCUGCAUUUAUAGGACAUUUUUUAUGAUGUACAUUUACAAAGAUCAAAAUUAUUUUAGCCUUUCGCACUGGACACACAUCUCAGAUUGUCUCUUUCUCUUUUAAACAAGAAACUCAUAUGAAAGGCAACGAAAGUUGUUCAAUUUAACUCUCAAGAGCUUUACAAUUAACCUCUCAAAUGCGGGUUAUACGACCAGAUAGAGAAACCUAACUAUAAACAGAAAUAAUACAUACAUAUAUAUAUGUAUAUAUCAAGCCCCCCACCUUGGUUCAGCAGCUGUGCUUCGGCAUUGCAGAGUCAAUUGCAUUUAGACAAGAAUUUAUACAAAUUCCAGGGUAUAUAGAAAGAAGUUGAACGACGAUUAACUAGUCAGAACUCGCUUGUUACUCUGCUGGACCAAAGAACUAAUAGAUAAGCUCUUCGAAUCCCUGCAGAAGAUUCCUCAGAGGAGAACUAUGAGAUAAGCUCUUCGAAUCCUUGCAGGAGAACGGCACCAACAAUUUUGGGCAAAUGCAUUUAUUUAGCAAUAUGUACGAACGAAAUACGACAAAUCAAGAUCCUUCAGUAGAUAAAUAUAUAUACAUAUAUAUAGAGGCAUGCGACUUUGCCUUUUUUUUCGAUUUACGAUUUACGAUUUAGUAGCCUAUGCCAAUAUACAAAAGAAUACUUGGAGACAA